AUGGAGAUACUCAAACAGCUCCGCAUAAAUAUACCCUUGAUAUAUGCAAUUAAGCAAAUUCCAAAUUAUCCCAAGUUCAUGAAAGACAUAUUCACUAAAAGAAAAAGAGUGGGAGAAUUUGCAACUAUUGCACUCACUCAAGAAUGCAAUCAACUAGUGCAAGGCAAGCUCCCUCCUAAGUUGAAGGAUCCUGGAAGUUUCACUAUACCUUGCAACAUUGGAGAAACAUUUUAUGGAAAAGCAUUGUGCGACCUAGGGGUAAGCAUCAAUCUGAUGCCUUUGUCCUUAUUCAAGAAACUAGGGAUAGGUAUAGCCAAGCCAACAACCAUCACUUCGCAGCUAGCAGACAAAAGCAUUUGCUACCCCCAAGGGAAGAUUGAAGAUGUACUAGUUAGAGUUGAUAAAUUGGUAUUUCUAGCUGACUUCAUAAUCAUGGAUUUUGAUGCUAACGAAGACAUUCCCAUUCUUUUGGGAAGACCUUUCCUUGCUACGGGAAGGACAUUAAUUAUUGUGGAGAAAGGUGAACUCACCAUGAGAGUAAAUGGUCAAAAAAUGGUAUUUAAUGUGUUGAAUGCAUUACAAUAUCCUGAGGAAGAAAUAGCUGAUUGUUCAAUGAUUUCCUGUUGGGACGGGAUUAUUCAUAAAAGCUUAUUAAAGACCACUGAUGUCCUGACUCAAGAGAUGGGAAAAGUAAAGGAAGUACUUCAAGAUGGAAUCAUGUUUUUCCAUAUGAAAAGAUAA
Molecule: messenger RNA, 741 nt
Organism: Vicia villosa (hairy vetch)
Lineage: Eukaryota; Viridiplantae; Streptophyta; Magnoliopsida; Fabales; Fabaceae
Exons: 1
Coding region: 1-741 (246 amino acids)
Source: RefSeq, a predicted model, not a curated record